Dicentrarchus labrax (European seabass) is the source of this 5253-nucleotide messenger RNA. RefSeq names its product phosphatidylinositol 4,5-bisphosphate 3-kinase catalytic subunit gamma isoform. Gene Ontology annotation, molecular function: 1-phosphatidylinositol-4-phosphate 3-kinase activity; 1-phosphatidylinositol-3-kinase activity. The record is from RefSeq and is a predicted model, not a curated record. Gene Ontology annotation, biological process: cell migration; phosphatidylinositol-3-phosphate biosynthetic process; phosphatidylinositol 3-kinase/protein kinase B signal transduction. Gene Ontology annotation, cellular component: phosphatidylinositol 3-kinase complex, class IA; plasma membrane; cytoplasm. Bases 138 to 3494 code for a protein of 1118 amino acids. The transcript is spliced from 13 exons. Lineage: Eukaryota; Metazoa; Chordata; Actinopteri; Moronidae.
AACUGUGGUAUAAAAGAAUGAGGAAGUCCCCGAGCGAUCACAAAAAAAGGAAGGCACAGUGUCACACCGUCAAAUAGGUACAGACUCACACGGACUCUACCUUAGGAUCUUAAGAAAGCAGCACCUGUCGUGUAUUGAUGGAUCCUGCAUUGUUCCUGAAUCAGGCCGGCAGUUCACAGCGUCUCUCUGGGAUGUUGAUUCAAAACUGCUCUGAGAACAACCUGAAGUUUAUCUGUGAGUUUCAGCCCGGGCCCGGUCCACCGCAAGAGUCUGGUGAUGAGGAUUUCAAUGUCAACAUGGAUUGUGAGUCAGUGUCAGUAAUCCUCCCUGCCCAGUGCAGCGUCUACCAGCUGCGGCUACGCAUCUGUAUGCAGGCCCAGGAACAAAGUUGCCAUCCAGACCCACUUGCAAUACUGGACCCAGAGAAAUUUACUCUGCUAUAUGCCAGGGGGGAAGACUGGUACGAGGCCUACGAUGACUGUCAGGUUAUCAGGACGUUAGACAUUCCAUGGUCACAUGACGACACCGGGCUUCUGUUAGCACACAUAGUGGUAAAACCACUGGUGGCAGUUGAUUCAGAGGAGGAGAAGAAACAACAGGAGUGUCUGGCAUACCUGAUUGGACACAACCUGGAGAAAGAAGCGUCUGACAGACUUGGUGAGCUCACAUUCACCCGCAGGAAACUGGCAUCUCCGAGAAGACAAGAGCUAAGGAAUCGGGAUGACAAGCUAUAUGCCACAGAGCCUUGGGUAACAUGUGCCCCUAUUCCAAAUGACCUACAGGACCAGAUAAACAGAAAGCUCCCGGUCACCCUCCACUACAUGAACAAGAUCAGCUUCAGCAUACAGGUUGAUUUUAGUGCAAUGCCAGCUGUUCUUCUCAGGGUUUUUAGGAGGGUGGUGGCAGACCAGGGGCUUGAUUACGACACUUCUGAUGAUCUGGUUUUGAAAGUUUCUGGCAGGGAGGAGUUUUUAUCUGGAGACCAUCCCCUUAGCGAUUUUCUCUGGGUUCGCCAGUGCUUGAAAAACAAUCAAGACCUCCACCUCUCUGUGGUCCCCGUGUCACAGCUUGCCGAUGAGACUGUCAAGUUUGUGGACUGGUCGCUUGUUGAUGGUUCCAGUGGCCAGUUCAGCUCCCACGAUGAUCUCCGCCUCGAAGGGAAGGAUUUGGAUGACAUUUUCAUGAUAUCCUUGUGGGACUGCAACAGAAGACUCCGAGUCAAAUUGCUUGGCUUUGACAUCCCGAAACUUCCAAACAAAUGCCCUCAGUCUGUUUAUGUAAAAGCCUCUAUCCUUUAUGGUAACAAGGUUCUCUCUUCAGUGUCCUCCCUCCCCAAGGCUUUCGCAGAUGAAGUACUGUGGAAUGAGUGGCUGGACUUUGACCUUCUCCUCAGGGAUCUGCCACGUGGAGCAAAGCUGGGCUUUACUAUUAAUGCUAGUGGUGAUAUCUCCCCAGUAACCAAAGACGCAAAGCCACCAUCCUCUUCAGUCAAUAAAACACCAGAGCAGCAGAAAGGAAAAGGGAAGGUGCUCUACUUUGUCAAUCUUCUCCUUAUAGAUCACAGGUCAAUCCUCAGCCAGGGUCCCUACACCCUACACAUGUGGUCUUACCCUGACCUGGAGGAAGAGGCCAUCACGUACCAGGCAGACAAGCUGUCCUCUGCCACGAACCCAGAGAUAGCUGACUCCAUGGCUAUCAGCUUCCUUCUUGACCGCUACAGCUUCCCUGUGGUUCUCCCAAAUAGCUUUAGCCCCUCUGAAUGCUCUGACAGUCCCACCUCCAGCCUCACCCGGACCAAAUCCACUGCUUCCUCUUAUACACUCUCCUCCUCACCCCCUUCCACCGUACCCAGCACAGAUUCUUGCUCUCUGGACAUAAAACCAUCCGAGGGCCCAUCAUCUGACAGUGUGAUUCUGAGAUCCCCAUCUUCAGUCAUCAGCACCAACAAGGCUGGCCUCAAAAGGUUCCGGGAAGAGAGCAUCCGCUAUGCCUCAAAUCUACCCCAUUACUUGCGCAAUGUUGAUUGGAUGAACCGCAGAGUGGUUGAGGAUGUCCACUGGCUACUGGGAAACUGGGAUCCUGGGGAGCUGGAUGUAACAGUGGCCCUGGAGCUGUUGAGCAUGGACUUUGCUGACAUGACGGUCAGGAGACUAGCAGUCCAGAGAUUGGAGAGCCUGUCCAAUGAUGAUGUAUUGAAGUAUUUGCUGCAGCUGGUUCAGACUCUGAAAGUGGAACCUUACCAUGACAGUUUCCUCGCCCGGUACCUUAUCCAAAGAGCUCUGCAGAGCAAGAGAAUCGGCCACUUCUUCUUCUGGUAUGUUCGCAGUGAGGUGGCAGGCUGUCCCUACUUCCGCCAGCGCAUGGCUGUGAUUCUGGAGGCCUACCUGCUGGGCUGUGGUCAGGCCAUGCUUGACAGCUUCACCCAGCAGGUCCAGGCUGUGGAGGCUCUACAGGAGGUUGCUGUGAUGAUUAAAAACUUCUACCCUGACAACCUUUCCCCUACAGCUCCCCUCAAGCUCCAAGAGCUUCUUAGAAACUGUAAUCUGCCAAUUGAGUUCCUGCUGCCCUUUGACCCCCGCAUUAAAGCUGGAAUGAUCCUGCUGGACAAAUGCAAGGUGAUGGCCUCUAAGAAGAAGCCACUGUGGCUGGAGUUCUCUCCCAUGCCGUCCCCCACCUCUGCUACACCUGUGGGAAUAAUCUUCAAACAGGGUGACGACCUAAGGCAGGACAUGUUGGUCCUUCAGACACUGGUGGUGAUGGACUCUAUCUGGCAGGAGAAAUCUCUGGACCUGAACCUUGUUCCAUAUGGCUGCAUCUCCACAGGACACAACAUAGGUAUGAUUGAGAUUGUGAGGAAUGCAGCGACCAUCGCUGUAGUCCAGAGGAACCACGGAGGAACAAAUGGAGCCUUCAGAAACGAUGCUCUGUUUGAGUGGCUCAAGUCCAAAUGUCCGCUCCAGGAGAUUCACUACAAGACUGUGGAGAGAUUUGUGAAAUCCUGCGCUGGUUACUGUGUGGCCACCUACGUCUUGGGUAUAGGAGAUCGACACAAUGACAACAUCAUGAUCACAGACCAAGGAAACCUGUUUCACAUUGACUUCGGUCACAUCCUGGGCAACACGAAGCACUUCCUCGGUGUGAACAGGGAGCGUGUACCAUUCGUCCUCACACCUGACUUCCUGUAUGUCAUGGGCAGGGUCAAAGGGCGCAACAGCCUCUACUUUCAGCGGUUCAGGGACACAUGCACCCAAGCGUACCUGUCCCUGCGCUCGCACUCUCGUCUGCUGGUCACUCUUUUCUCCCUCAUGCUGCUGACAGGCAUCCCGGAGCUGAGUGCUGCAGAGGACAUGCGCUACCUGCGGGAGGCGCUCCAGGAGGAACAGGGUGAGGCAGAGGCCAAGGAGCACUUCCUCCAGCAAAUCUCUGUGUGUGAGCAGCUGGGCUGGACCGUGCAGGCCAACUGGUGGAUCCACAUGGUGGCAGGCAUCAAAUAGAUUGUUGGUGAUUUGAAGGUCAAGGUGUGGAAAUGUUUAUUAUGUAACACUGAUUUUUAUUCAUUGUUUAUAAUUAUUUUCAUUUUUAUUUUAUUAACCCAGGCAAUGCCGGCACGUGGCCUGGCUCCCUCCGGUGGUGGUGGUGGUGGUGUUAUUAAAGUUACAGGCUGUAAAACCAAAACAGUGAGCUGAAAGACUAAAAAUUGUUUAGUUUUCCAUAGUACUUUGGCCUUGUGUCAAGCCCCCGCCCCCUUUUGGGAUUUAUGUUGUGUCAUUGCUGAUCCACGCGUCGUUCUAUAGAAAAAAUUAAGAACCAGGAUGAUGAGUGUCCUUUCAGUCUGCCUCCUUUAAAGUGGAUGGACCUGACAUAAAACUACCUUGUUGGGUCUCGUAUUUCUGACAACUGUUUCUGUCAUUAAGACACUUUAUUUUUCUGUUUUGGUAGUCUGUCCAAUGUGACGUUACUCUAAAUUAAUUAUAUCGCUGCUAUACUCAAUGUGCUUGGAGCUGCAGUGGCCCAUGGCUAACCAGUCAUGACACUGCAUGGCGUCACUGGUCCCUGAAAUGGUGUGGUCUUUCUUUGCUCACAUGGCCUUGUUGUAAUCCCUCCAACAAUUGAACUCUAGAGGAGGGGGAUGAGAUUGAGAGAAGGCAGGAUAGAAAAGAGCCUGUGUGCAUUACACUUGCAGGUCAAUAAGUGGACAGAAGGAAUGUUGUCUCAAAGUGUGAAGCACAUGUCAAUGGCAAUCCUGAGAAAAAAACAUUUAAAUGUAAAAAUAUUAAUUUAAUUACUUUAUUUUUUUUUUAAAAAAGGGUAAGGAUUUUAUUAGACUAGCUCUGAUGAACACCAUCACUGUUGUCCCUCCCCCAGAAGCUAUUCCCACUCCUGAGCCGCUGUGAACAUAUUGCUCCCUCACAGGGGUACUGACUGUUAUAUGAGACUAUGGAACCAGUGAUUUACGAAAACUGGAAGAUCAAACACAUCUCGCUACUGCAAGGACAAACAAUGCAGUCAGUCAACAGAAUAAAUGUCCUUGUUUUACUGUUUAGCUGGCUCACCAUGCAUUGAAUCUCAAUGAAUCACAGUGUAUAUAAUUGAUUAUUCAUUUAUAAUAUAAUUCAUGACUCAUCUUUGAUUUUCUCUAAAUACAGUCAAAAUGUUCAGUUAAAAGUACAGUGUGUCACAUCUAUUGGCAGAAAUUUAAUAUAACAUUCAUAGGCAUGUUUUCAUUAGUGUAUAAUCACCUGAAAAUAAGAAUCACGUUUUUGUUACCUCAGAAUGAGCCUUUUAUAUCUACAUACACCAUGGCUCACCUUCCAUAGAUUCCACUACAUAACCGUAUACUGCCAGUGUUAUUUUAAAAAAUAUUAAAAUAGAUAGAAAGAUUGCAUUAAAUAUGAAGAAAUGUCUAUUGAACAAGUUUGCAUUGAAAAGUAUAUCAUUUUUGUCUUUGUUUGUGUCCUCUGCAACAGUCUUUGGUACAUAUAAAUGAUGAUUAGUUUCCUUACUUUAGUAAUGAUGGACACAUAUAUACACUUUACUACUCAAUUCCCAUCUAUAAUUGAUCCGUGUUUAGGUGUAUAUCUCAAAGAUGGAAGGUAUUGAUGAAAUCUUUGCUUUAUUGUAUGCAUGCGAGUAUGUUGUUGUGACAUUCUCAAAGUUUUUUCCAGAGAUACAUGGGAAAAGGCCCUUUUGGAGAAGUGUAAUUUUUCACUAAGGAUCCAAACAUCAGCCAAAUAAACAGAUUUUGCAGUAAAA